ACUGUUUUCCCACUGUUUUGUGGCAUUUGCUAAGGAGCUCCGUUGAACUAAAGAAGCUAACGUUAGCUAGAAAACAACACACUAGGAUAAAGACUUGGAGACAAAAUGGCAUCAGACUCCCCGCGCAGACCAAGCCGCUGUGCUGGAGGGGUUGUGGUGCGAGCACAAGCUGCCACUGAGCAGUCGUAUAUGGAGAGUGUUGUGACCUUCCUCCAAGAUGUGGUCCCUCAGGCAUACACAGGUGCACCCCCAACUGAUGAAAAAGAGAAAAUAGUUUGGGUCAGAUUUGAGAAAGCUGACCUCAAUGAUACGUCCCGCUCCCCUGAGUUCCUGGAGAUGCACAGUGGCAGCAGUGACCCUCCUCUCUGCCUCAUGAUUGGUUAUGCCGACGGGAUGCAAAUCUGGAGCAUAUCCCUGGGUGGGGAGGCCCAGGAGCUUUUCUCUGUGCGCCACGGACCUGUGAGAGCUGCCCACAUCCUGCCGGCGCCCCAUAUCAGUCCGCUGAUGAUUGAUGGUUUUGCGGACAAGAGGCCUCUCCUGGGGGUGUGCAAGAGCACUGGGUCCUUGGGGACGAGCCCCCCAUACUGCUGUGUGGACCUGUACUCUCUGAAGACAGGGGAGAUGGUCAAGUCCAUCCAGUUCAAGACGCCCAUCUAUGACCUGCACUGCAACAAGGAGAUUCUAGUUGUCGCCCUGCAGGAGAAGAUUGCUGCAUUCGACAGCUGUACCUUCACCAAAAAGUUCUUUGUUACAAGCUGCUUUCCCUGUCCGGGCCCCAACCUAAACCCCAUAGCACUGGGAGGACGCUGGCUAGCCUACGCUGAGAACAAGUUGAUCCGGUGUCACCAGUCUCGAGGCGGUGCCUGCGGGGACAAUGCCCAGUCUUACACAGCUACAGUCAUCAGCGCUGCUAAAACCCUAAAGACUGGUCUCACCAUGGUGGGAAAGGUGGUGACUCAGCUAGCUGGUACUCUACCCACUGGCGCCCCCGACGAGGAGGGUGCUACCCCCCACAGCACCACUCGCCGAAGCCCCCAUGCCCCCGGAGUAAUCACCGUCAUUGACACACACAACGUCGGAGAGGGACAGGUCCUAGUGAGUGAGGACUCAGAUGGAGAGGGAGUGGUGGCCCACUUCCCAGCCCAUGACAAACCCAUAUCCUGCAUGGAAUUCAACCCCAGCGGUAUGCUGCUGGUGACUGCAGACACCCUGGGCCAUGACUUCCAUGUGUUCCAUGUCCUCACACACCCCUGGGCCUCUAACCAGUCUGCUGUCCACCACCUCUACACACUGCACCGCGGAGAGACUGAGGCCAAGGUCCAGGACAUCUGUUUCAGCCAGGACAGUCGCUGGGUGGUGAUCAGCACACUGCGUGGCACCUCCCACGUCUUUCCCAUCAACCCCUACGGUGGCGCGCCCUGCACCCGCACACACAUGUCCCCCCGCGUGGUCAACCGCAUGUCUCGCUUCCAGAAGAGUGCAGGGCUUGAGGAGAUAGAGAAUGAACUGAACAUCAAGCAGGCUGGAGGAGGGAGAUGCAGCCCCAUCCCCGGGCUCUCCAGCAGCCCCUCGGGGUCCCCACUACACGCUAAACUCACCAGCCAGGAGUCGUACAACAACUUCACCAACAACAACUUGGGUAACCCUCGUCUGUCCCCUCUGCCCAGCCUCACCAUAGUGCUGCCCCUGGCACAGAUCAAACAGCCCAUGACCCUGGGCACCAUGACCAAGCGCUCCGGACCUUACCUCUUUGGGGCAGGAUGUUUUGCCAUUAAAACUCCAUGCAAAGCCAAGCCUCCCCCCCAGAUCUCCCCCAGUAAGUCUUGUGGAGGAGAGUUCUGUGUGGCUGCUGUCUUUGCUGCCUCACGCUCCUGGUACAUGACCAACCCCAACAUGAAGAGAGAGAAAGACCAGUCCAGCCGGUCAGUGGUGGAGUCCCUCUAUAUCCUCAGUUGCUAUGGCACCCUAGUGGAGCAUGUCCUGGAGCCUCGGCCAAUCAGCACAGCCCAGAAGAUCAGCGAUGACACACCCCUGGAGCUCAACACAUGUCCACGGGCCUGCUGGAGCCUGGCCAGGACUCCACUGUGGAAUGAGCUGCAGCCUCCCUUUCUCUCCAACCACCCUCUGGUGCUGGCAUCUGACCUGGUGCAGUGUUACCAAUACCUCCUGGCUGGAUUGGUGCCCCCUGGAAGCCCGGGUCCUGUCACGCGCCACGAGUCUUACGACAGCCUGACGUCAGACCACAGCGGACAAGAGGACGAGGAGUGGCUCUCACAGGUGGAGAUAGUCACUCACACAGGGCCUCACCGUCGGCUGUGGAUGGGUCCUCAGUUCCAGUUUAAGACCAUCCACCCAUCUGGUCAGACUACGGUCAUCUCCUCCUCCUCCUCCGUGCUGCAGUCCCAGGGCCCCAGCGACAUUCAACAGCCUCUGUUAGACUUCCACACUGAUGACCUGGACCUUCACAGUCUCAGGAUCCAGCCGGUGCGUUCUGAGCCGGUCAGCAUGCCUGGUUCCUCUCGGCUGGUGGCUGAACGCAGGGGACAGGGGACGGUCAUUGAUACAGGAUCAGGGACGUUUGACCGCAGUGUGACCCUGCUGGAGGUGUGUGGCAGCUGGCCAGAGAGCUUUGGCCUGCGUCACAUGAGCUCGGUGGAAUCCACCGAGGAGGGGCUGAGAGAGAGGCUGGCAGACGCCAUGUCAGAGUCACCAUCCAGAGACAUUGUGGGCUCUGCUACCGAGCUCCAGAGGGAGGGCAGUAUUGAGACUCUUAGCAACAGCUCUGGCUCCACCAGCGGCUCCAUCCCCCGUAACUUUGAGGGUUACCGCUCUCCACUGCCCACCAACGAGAGCCAGCCCCUCAGCCUCUUCCCCUCCGGAUUCCCCUAGAGGAGACUAGGAGACAGCCUGCCUACCACCCUACAAGACCUGGGGUCAAAUACUAUUUUAAGUCUUUCAAAUGCUUUGAGCGUUUGCUUUAGUCUGCCUGGGGUGCCUGGUGGGUGGGGGCUACAUUUUACAACUAUUCUAUUGGGUCCAACUAUUCUAUUGGUUCCAGACAAGCUCAAUAAAGCCCAGAUAAAGUAUUUGAACCCAGGUCUGAGGCCAUGUUGAUGUUCAUUAGGAUGUUAUUGUGAGCAGUGAUUCCCUUUUCAUGUUCCCUCCUCUCUCUUUCCAAAUCCAGGAACUGUCCAGUGUUACUCUCACCUACCGAUGUGUUUGUGUUUCUGUCUGUGUGUGUGUCUGUGUGUGUGUGUGUGGGGUGAUGUGUCACAUGGCGUGUGUUUCAUUUUGGGUGUGUGUGCUGCUCCGUGUCUGUGUGUUGUUUGCCUGUGUGUAUGAGUAGUGAGAGAGAAGGCAGAGUGCAUUGAGUGAACAGUUUGUGACUCAGUCCCUCCUGUGUGUGUGUGUGUGUGUGUGUGUGCGUGCGUGCGUGCGUGCGUGCGUGCGUGCGUGCGUGCGAAUAAAAAGUGCCCUGAUGAUUUUGUGUGAGUCACAAAAUGCACCCUAUUCCCAAUAUAGUGCACUAUAAAGGAAUAAGGCUGCCAUUUGGAAUGCAAACCACCUCUAGGUAGAUACAUUUUUGGGGGCUUUUAGUGACAGAAACAGGCUCAAAACAAAAUGUUUGUUGCUGAUUAGUUUACUGCUCAUUUGAAAUAGUUGAAGUUUGUUAUUUAGCUAGACAUGUUUUUAUGGAGUUGAUUAACUACGUGUCACUUUGACUUUUUCACAAGCUUGUAAAUGGUGAUGGACCUAAUGUAGCUGUAGUUGUUUUACUUCUGAAGAUAACGACCUAGCUCAGCAUGCGAGCUGUAAUGUAUAUUAGCUUUGCUUAUUAAGACCAAAUCACUUCCAUGUAUGGUUUUCUCUUAAUUUGGUAACUUUGAUGGUUUCGAUGGGUAUCUUUUUAGUUUGUUGAGUCGAGUGUCUUCUGAUGAUUUCAUCUUGCUUUGAUUAUGAUUUUCUUUUUCUUUUUUGCAACAAAAAACAGAGGUUUGUGCUUUAACAAAAGAAAAGGCUUAUUCCUUACUUGCGUGCAGACACACACACCUCAAACACACCCCAAACACAAACACACACUUGUACGCUGAAUAACUACUUUGCCAGCUUUUCUUAGUGAAUGAGUCAUUGCUAGACUUGACCAGACCACAUAGGACUUGAUAUGAAGUGUGAUCUGAUGCACUAGUGAGAACAGAAAGAUAGACUCACCUUUGAGACUUAAAACAGGUUCUAAAUAUUUGGUCACUGAUUUUGUAUUCAGUGUUUGUCAACAUUUUAAUUUUAUAACACGAUACAAUCCUAGUCCUUUGUCUGGGGAAUGGAUGUCUGUUUGACUACACGGGUAUGUUCAGAAAAAUGCUACGUUACAGGACUUUCAGGUAGAAAUACAUUUUAUAGAACAUGUGACUCCUCUCUGUCCUGUAGGAAAAGGAGUCAUUACAGAUCUAUAUAUUACAUUUCUAUCUGCAAUGUUCGGAAUGUUUCACCCUACUCAACACAGCCAUGUUCCCGUAAUUCUGCAUGUUGAAUGAGUCGAUGGCUGCUGCUGCUUGGUCACUGGACAAUGUAACAUAAGAGGCAUGAUGAAUUUAUUCAUUUUAAUGCGGAACACAUGCUUAUUAAUACAUUUUUACUAAUAUUGGUUUUGUAAAUGAAAUGUAUUGAUGUGUUAUCACCCCUGGAUACUCAAUGAUUUCAUAUAUGCUAAAUAAAUAUAACACCUGCAUAGUCA
Messenger RNA from Salvelinus namaycush (lake trout), 4732 nucleotides. RefSeq names its product BCAS3 microtubule associated cell migration factor (gene bcas3). Lineage: Eukaryota; Metazoa; Chordata; Actinopteri; Salmoniformes; Salmonidae. Gene Ontology annotation, cellular component: cytoplasm. The coding region runs from base 106 to 2889 and encodes 927 amino acids. Gene Ontology annotation, biological process: autophagy; response to starvation. Gene Ontology annotation, molecular function: protein binding. The record is from RefSeq and is a predicted model, not a curated record. The transcript has 25 exons.